Messenger RNA from Dermatophagoides farinae (American house dust mite), 5873 nucleotides. NCBI's taxonomy places the organism in Eukaryota, Metazoa, Arthropoda, Arachnida, Sarcoptiformes, Pyroglyphidae. The record is from RefSeq and is a predicted model, not a curated record.
CUGAAUAUUUUUUUUGUUUCACGUAUUUUUAUUUUUAGAUUACAAGUGAACAAAUUUUAAUGAAAAAAAACGAUGGAAGAUAAAUCAACACCAGGUACUUGUUCAGGUACCAGUAAAUCACGUCGAUCAACAAAAUGUCCAUUAUUCGAAUCAAUUUUGAAACAAGCAAUUUGGCUGAAAAAACAAGGCAUCACCUCACAAACAUAUGAUCAACAAAUUCUCGAUACAAUAAUCGAUAAUUUCCAUGAACAUCUUGAUUCUGGAUGUUUUUGUGUUGCUCGUUCAUUCACUUAUAUUGCAUUGGCAACAACUUAUUUGGAAAAAUUUUAUUCAAUGUUUCAAAGUUCCGUAUUGUUCAUGACUGAACAUGAAAGUCGAUUGCAUAAAAUUGCCGAAGAAAUUCGUAAAGAAAAAGAAAAAAAUUUCAUCAACGAUUUAGAUGUGAAUGAUGGAAGUUCAUUCAUUGCCGAAAAUAAUGAUAUUGUCAAUGUAUCGAAUUUCAAUCGUUUAAUGGAACAUUCUUUCAAUGCAUUUCGAAUGUAUGAAAAAGGUUUGCAGUUGGCCCGAAAAGAAGAAAACAUUGUCAAUUGGAAAUUUCUUGAUCGUUUUGGUUUUCUCACCAAUAUGAAUGCAUUGUUUCAAAUAUUUUCCUACUAUCAUCUUGAUAUCUAUGCAUUUAAAGUUUUAACAUUUGCAUUAACAACGAUUGAUCAAUAUUAUCCACAACAACAACAUUCAUUAUCAGGUACAGCAUUAAUAGCAGUUGGUGAAAAUGAAAUUUCAAAUGAAAAUAUUGUACUAAUUCAAUGUAAUCUAUUACGUUUAUUAUUGAAAUUUGGUUUCAUUAAGAUGGCUGCAUCAUAUUAUAAACGUUUUUUUGGCCAAAUGAAAUUUUUUGAAAUGAUAAACAAUGAAGAUAUUGAAUGGAUUAAUUCAUUUGAACGUUGUAUGAUAUUUCUUGUGUAUUGUGAAAUUUCAUUACGUACACGUAAUGGUAAACAAAUUUCUAUAAAAUUGAAACAAUUGAUUCAAAGUAAUUAUCUACAAAAAUCAACAAUUAAACGUUUUUUAAUCAAAUCAAUGGCUAAUUCAUUGGCCACACAUUUUCCAUCGAUAAAUUAUCAAUUUGAAAAUUAUAUGAAUGAAUUUAUUGAACCAACACAAAUGUCUGUCGGUAUGUGUCGUAGAUGGAAAUUUUUUGCAAUGUUUUUUCCAAAUACCAAUACAAACCAAUCAUCAAAUAUCUAUAAUGAUCUAUGGUGGAUACGAUUCGCUGUAUUGAAUAUUUUUUCCAAUACAUUUGAAACAUUUUUAGAUUUCAAUCUAAAUAAUGGUAUGAAUUGUGAUCCAGUGUUUUAUUAUAAAUUAGCCGUCAAUCUUUUCACUGUAACGAUGAAUUUGUUCAGUUUAGGAAAAUUACGUCUAACUGGAGCCAUAUAUGAUAUCAAUAAUACAUUCUAUAUGGAUGCUAAAAUCAAAAUGAUUUUGUUUAAAAAAAUUUUCCAUGGACAUAGCAAAUGUAAUGAUGAAAUUUUUAAAAUUUCACCAACACCAGAAUCAUUCGAUGUGGAAAAUGAUUUAAAAAUUGAUUUAAAAUUGAAUGAUUUGAACAAUAUCGAUAAUGAUAAUGAUGAUAAUGAAGAAGAAGAUCCAAAUUCAAUCAAUGUAAUUUAUAAACGUCUUAGAAAAUUUAUUAAUCAUGCUCAUCAUAAUGGUGAUAUGGACGAUUUGAAAGAAUCAAAUUUUUAUCAUGAAAAUAUACCAAUAGAAAAAUUAUCUUCAUCAUUUAUAAAAGAUUUUCAACAAUCAUUGAUUCAUCUUCAAAAAGAUUCGAUAUUCUAUCUAUUUCAACUUUACAUUUUACAUGCCAUCAUUGUGAAUAUGUUGAUUUAUAAUGAAACCAAAAAUGCGUUAGUCAUUUGCCGUGAACGUUAUCUGUCAUUGUUGAAUUUUUUCGAAUAUUUCAACAUGAAAAUUGUGAUUCCAGAAUUGAAUCGUAAAUUAAAAUCUGGUAAUAAUAAUUCGUAUAAAAUCAUAGUGAAAACAACCAUGGACGAACAAAUAAUGAAUGGACCGAUUGAAAAAUUAUUCUGGAUUUGGAAUACAUUUUUUAUCGAAGUAUUGAUACAACACGAUAAAUAUUUGGAAGCGUGGCCAUUUUUACAUCGUUUGAUUGAUAUUUCAACAUAUUCCUAUAGUAGCCGUAUGCAACGUUCACAAAUGUUUUAUUAUCAAGCUUUGGUACUUUAUAAACAAUUGAAACGAAACAAAAAUAAUGAUGAAGAAUCGAAAAAAAUGUUCAAAUUAAUUACACAUCAUUUAGUUGUUGAUAAUUUUCAAAAAGAUUUGAAUUCAUUGGAAAAACUAUCAACACCAUCGCCAAAGAAUCGAAAAAAAGCUUCAACAAUGACAAAUGCUUCUGCCAUUUUUGAAGCGCCAAAAAAACGUGAUCCACUUGGUAGUGCUGAAAAAGAAUAUAAAAAAUCAUUGAUGGACAAAAUUCAAUCAUCUCGUCAUGUUAUUGAAGGAACACGAAGAAUAAAUGAUUUUAAAUUCGAUGAUGAUGAUGAUGAUGAUGGUGAUCUGGAUCCUGUUAAUGAUAAUAAUAAAGACGAUAAUGGUUCAAUAAAUAUUCCAAAGAUAGAAUCAUCCGAUUCUGUUACUACUACAUCGAGAAGUCAUACGAAUAAAGAAAAGUUUAAAAUUUUUAUUGAUCAAGAUUGUCAAGAUCAUCAAGAUUAUGUCAAUUUAAAUGAAUCACUUUCAAAAAUUUUUUCAAUGCUAACAAUUGUUGAUCGUAAAAAUGAAACUACGAAUACGACGACAACAACCAACGAAACGGCUACUACAGAUUUAUAUUUUAAUAAAUUCUUCAAUUUUGAUAACGAAAUGAAUGAUAAUAAUGGAAAUUAUAAUCCUGAUUCGAUUACAAAUGAAGAUGUAAAACUUUGUUUGAAAAAAGCAAUCAGUUAUAUUGGCUGUCAUCCUGGUCAUCGAUUAUAUUCACAAUUACAUUAUCUAUUUUAUAAAUUAUACAAAUUAAUGGCUAAAAGUAAUCAAAUAUUGUGUUUUCAUUUAGCGGAAACGGCACCAUAUCAUUGUUUUCGUUAUCGAUUGUUAUUUAAUACAUAUAAAAAAAUCAAUUCAUCAAAAUCACCACAAUAUAAUAAUUUGGAAUUGAUUCGUUUUAAAAAUGAAGAUUUUGCCUAUAAUGCAUAUGUUUCGAUUCUACCAAAAUCGUGGAGAUUUGUACAGGUGAAAUUGAUUGAAAAUGGUAAAAAUAAUCCAGAUUUACUUUUAUGUCGAUUUCAAAAUGGAUAUCAGCCAUAUUUUUUGAAGAUAAAAAGUGAUCAACAAAAGGACAUUAAAUUUUUUAUGGAAGAAUUUGCACAAAUAAUGAAAUUGAAUAGUAUUUCAAUACAUGAAACUGAUAAGAAAAGUUUUUGGCGUAUGCGUUUUGAGACGGAUUUUCAAUUGAAAAAUUUAUUGGAUAUAACUGAGAAACAUGUUUUUGGUUUAGCACGUGGAUUUUUUAUGGGACAAACAAAUAAUCGAAAAUAUAUUGCAUGUUGUACAGGUUUUCGACGAUCAUUGUUUGAUUUGGCCAAAGAAAUGAAAAUUUCAUGUCAAGAUUAUAAUUUAUUGAAUAUUUUCAUUGAAUCAAUUGUAUUGUUCACCGCUGAAGAAGCGGAAAUUGCUGCACAAAUAUUGUUCACGACGAAUGAUGAUAAAUUUUUGAAACGAUUUGAAGAAUUACGGAAAAAAUAUUUUACAAGUUGGAUGAAAAAUGAUAAAUUGAAACAACUUUUUGAAGAUAUUGAACCAGUUGGAUUAAUCAUUGAUCAAUCAUUGAAUCAAUUUCCAUUUGAAUCGCUGCCAAGUUUACGACAAAAAGGGCAGCCAUUUUUUCGUAUUCCAUCGAUGAAGAUUGCUGCUUUACUAUAUGAAAAAUAUAAACAAUUAGUUGAUGAUGGAAUAGAUGAUGAAAACUUUUAUCUUUUAAAUCCUGGAUCUAAUCUGGCAAGUACUGAAGCAUUUUUUAAGCAAACAUUUUUAUCCAUAAAAGAAUGGACUGGUUUCGUCGGUACCGUACCAGAAGGCAAAAAUUUGGCCGAAAAUUUUGAAACAAAAGAUAUUUAUGUCUAUAUGGGACAUGGUUCGGGCAGUCAAUAUUAUCGAUCAAUACCGAAUGGAUUCGAUGUGGUCAACAUUAAUUCAUUAUCAAUCGUAGUUGGUUGUAGUUCGGGCCGUGUUACAAAAGAAACGAAAACAUCGGAUGUUUUUGGUUCUGCUUAUCGUUUUCUUAUAAAUGGUGCACCAGUAUAUAUUGGUGCAUUAUGGGAUGUAACCGAUAAAGAUAUCGAUAUUUAUAUGAAUGAAUUUAUGUCACUUUGGCUUCCACGUUGGAAUCGAGAACAACAACAAUCGCGUAAGAAGAAUAAUUCACUUUGUAAAUCUAUUUCAUUGGCUAGAGAUUCAUGUAAAUUACGUUAUCUAAAUGGCUGUGCUUCGGUUGUAUAUGCACCGAAAUUAGUAUUGGGUAUUGAAACAUCUUGUGAUGAUACCGGCAUUGCAAUCGUUGAUCAAAAUGGUCAAAUUAUUUCCGAAGUAUGUGCAUCACAAACAGCUUUACAUGUAUCGAAUGGUGGUAUCAUUCCGCCGGUGGCACGUGAUCUUCAUAAAACAGUCAUCGAUCGUUGUGUUAGUAAUUGUUUCCAUAAUGCAAAUGUUUUGCCAUCGGAUAUUGCCGCUAUUGCUGUUACGGUUAAACCUGGAUUACCAUUAUCACUGUUGGUUGGUUGUAAUUAUGCAAAAAAACUUUCAGCAAAAUAUAAUCUGCCUGUGAUACCUAUUCAUCAUAUGGAAGCACAUGCAUUGACCGCUUUAAUUCAAUAUCCAACAAAAUUAUCAUUUCCAUUCGUAACAUUGCUCAUAUCUGGUGGUCAUUCAAUCAUUUGUUUUGUCAAUGGAAUCGAUGAUUUUCGUUUGAUGGGCCAAUCAGUUGAUGAUGCACCCGGUGAUAUAAUGGAUAAAACGGCAAGAGCAUUGAAAUUGAAAAAUCUUGGACCACCAUUCAAUCUAAUAAGUGGUGGUGCUGCUAUUGAAUUGAUGGCAAAAAAUGGUGAUCCGUUUGCUUAUUUUAGUCGCAUUACAUCGUAUCCACUUUACAGUAGUCGACAUCGAACAUGUAAUUUUAGUUUCAGUGGUUUAACAGCAAUUCAACGAAAAAUUCGUCAAUUGGAAAUUGAUAAUCAAACAUCACCUGAUGAAGUAUUGACGGAAGCACCGGAUUUAUGUGCAUCAAUUUUAUUUGUUAUUUCAUUCAUAUUAAUCAAACGUUUACAACGUGCAUUUCAAUAUUUGGAUGAAAAAGAAUUGCUACUACCAACAUCGGAUUAUGAUCAACGAAAAUUAGUCGUCAGUGGUGGUUGUGCUGCAAAUCGUUUCAUUGCUGGAAUGUUAAAAAAUUAUUGUUACCACGAAGCAAUUGAUUUAUUUAUUCCAACACCAAAAUUAUGUACAGAUAAUGGUGUGAUGAUUGCUUGGAAUGGUAUGCUGAAAUUACAGAAUGAAAAAUUGUUUCCACAUUUUAUUCUUCGUAACAAAAAAUUUAUUCAAAUGUUAGAUAUUGAUUCAAAAGCUAAAUUAGGCCAUGAUAUUAGUAGAGAUGUGACGAAUGCAAAUAUUAAAUGUGAAAGAAUUGAUAUUAAAAGUUUUGUAAAUUUUCUUUAAAAAUUCAAUUAAUUAUAUCAAUCGGUAUCGAUCGUUUUCAAUGGUUCAAUUUCAAAUUGUUGAGCCAAUUUAUUCUGUAGGGUGGGAAAAAAAUCAAAUUGAAUUCAAUUAAUAAAAUGAUUGAUUUUUUUGGAAUUUUU